Molecule: messenger RNA, 651 nt
Organism: Lichtheimia ornata
Lineage: Eukaryota; Fungi; Mucoromycota; Mucoromycetes; Mucorales; Lichtheimiaceae
Exons: 1
Coding region: 1-651 (216 amino acids)
Source: RefSeq, a predicted model, not a curated record
AUGCCAGCAAUGUGUUGGUUGAUUUGGCAGCAGCUCGUUAUCGAGAAAAAAGAAUGCAAGGAAACAACGAUGAUAGUGAAGAAGGUCGAGCCCAGAAGAGAUUUAUUACCACCACCAGCAGCGAUGUGGGCAGCCCUGAUUGUGGGGGCCUUGUAUUCGAUGGAUCAAUUUGAGUACAAAUCUGGCUCAAAGUUGGCUAUUCGUGAUUACUGGAGAUGGUGUCGUGGUGCACAGCAUUUGACCAUUCCUAAUUGUGAUAUACAGCAAGCAUCGCGAAUGUGGAGAAUGGGCAAUUAUGAUAUACCGUUGGUGUUCACCAGUGCGCUAAGGAAUGAAAGACGGCCUUUGUCAGAUGCAUUAUACCUGUUGAUGUUGAUAAAUCAAAUGAUCCAGCUAAAGUACAAGUACAAUCAAGAGCAUACAUCGGCCAAAGUUAAAUUUUUACUGCAACAUAUAUACGAUGAUGAAGAGGUAUUGCUCGCUUUGGUGGAGGUAUGCAGUACGGAUGUAAUUGAUGGCGUACCAUGGCCUUAUGGAACGAACAAACGCAAAGCAUUGAAGGCCGCUUACCAUUGUCUUGUAUUGUUUCAGACGUGGGGGUAUCGCGGGCAAGCAGUGGCCGACAUUUUUCUUCUGGUCAAGCAGCAAUGA